Molecule: messenger RNA, 1611 nt
Organism: Sesamum indicum (sesame)
Lineage: Eukaryota; Viridiplantae; Streptophyta; Magnoliopsida; Lamiales; Pedaliaceae
Product: endoribonuclease E-like protein
Cellular component (GO): chloroplast envelope; chloroplast thylakoid membrane
Source: RefSeq, a predicted model, not a curated record
GUGGGGAGCGACGCCGUUUGAGGUCCCAAUUAAUCACUUUAUCUCCUUACGCAGCUCGAAAGCAAAAAACACAGCAUUGCUAUUGCUAUGGCCUCUAAGCUCUCACCCCUCAGCUCCACUCUCUUAACAUUCCGUACAGAAUCACCGCUGGAUUCGUCAAAGUUACCCGCCGUAUUUCCUUUCCCUGUUUUUCUGGCCUCUCAGAAUUUCCACAGCCCCACACCCACUAAAUCAAGAAGAACAAUGGGAGUCUUGGCGAGUAGUGUGUCUGCAGCAGAAGCAGAGGUUGAGGUUGCAGAUGGGUACACGAUAACCCGGUUCUGCGAUAAGAUGAUCGAUGUUUUCUUGAACGAGAAACCCAAGUCUAAGGAUUGGAAAAGAUACCUGAUUUUCAGAGAGGAGUGGGCCAAGUAUCGGGAGAGGUUCUAUAAUCGGUGUAAAGUGAGGGCCGAUGCUGAAAAUGAUUCCCAAAUGAAGCAAAAGUUGAUUGAUUUGUCGAGGAAAGUUCGAAAGAUUGAUGAUGAAAUGGAAACGCAUGCUGAACUUCUGAAAGAGAUACAAGAUAAUCCUACGGAUAUAAAUGCUAUUGUAGCAAAGCGACGGGGGGACUUUACCGGGGAUUUCUUUCGCCAUCUCACUUUGCUCUCAGAAACCUAUGACAGCUUGGAGGACCGAGAUGCGGUCGCCCGACUGGGGGCUAGAUGCUUAGCAGCAGUCAGUGCCUUUGAUAACACUCUGGAGAUUGUGGGUACGUUAGACACUGCCCAGGCAAAGUUUGAUGACAUCUUGAAUUCUCCUUCACUAGAUGUGGCAUGUGAGAAGAUAAAAAGCCUAGCCAAGGCAAAAGAACUCGACUCUUCUUUGAUUUUAUUGAUAAAUGGUGCUUGGGCAUCAGCAAAGGAAUCAACUACCAUGAGAAAUGAGGUGAAAGAGAUAAUGUACCGUCUAUACAAGGCCACACAAAGUAGUCUGAGGAGUAUUGCCCCAAAAGAAAUUAAGCUCCUCAAGUAUUUGCUGAACAUCACAGAUCCUGAAGAGCGAUUCUCGGCCUUGGCUUCUGCUUUCUCCCCUGGCGAUGAACAUGAUGUCAAACAAUCUAAUGCUAUAUACUCAACUCCGAAGGAGCUGCACAAGUGGAUUAAAAUCAUGCUUGACGCAUACCAUCUCAAUAAAGAAGAGACUGAAAUUAGGGAAGCCAGGAAAAUGAAUCAACCUGUUGUCAUCCAGAGACUUUUCAUCCUUAAGGAAACUAUUGAAGAGGAGUACUUGGAACGAAAUACCAACACUGGCACAGCUGUAAACUCAGAGGACUCAUGAGGUACUCCUUGUCAUCACCCAGCCUCACUUUUGUGAGAUCAAUUAAAUUUAGGUUUUGAUUUCAAAGGCUUGUAAUUGGUCCCAUGUCCUGACGGAAUUGGGUUACUGCCUUUGUUGUUAACGAAGCAAACCAUGCAUCAUUCAUGAAAAUGAUAUCAUACGGCAUUACGUCCAUCAGAUGUAAACUAAGGUUCCUAUGUGAUUGCAUAAAGCAAUCUGUAAAUGUAAAGCCUCUCGCUUGAUCAAUUAUAUCUAUUGGAUAUCAAAAGGUCACAAAUCGUGGGCCUUCGCCUA